AUGUCAGCUUUGUCCCCUCGGUGUCCCCAAGCGCCACCAGUGCCAGCUGGUGGCCUUGGGGAGGACCCUCGGGGGUGUCCCACAGUGUCCCCUCCCUCUCUGGCAGCGUGUGGUACCUUUGGGGACAACCUGGCCCUGGGAGCUGAAGCUCUGCUCCCGGGGAGCCUCCAGGCCGCAGGAAGGCUGUCGCGGUCGCUGUGCUGGUGGCGCUCGGACCCCGAGGAGCUCCUGCUGGGCCUGGGCUUUGGGGGGGCGGACUCGGGGGUCGCGCCCCGCGUCCCCCCCCGCUUCUUCUCGGCGCCGUCCCGCGCCAGCGGCAUCGACCUGCGGCUCUUCGUGCGGGCCCAGGCGCGGCGCCGCCAGAUGGAGGACCCGGCCCUGCUGCUGGCCCGUCGCUUCCAGCGGGUCCAGGCCCUGGCUGCCACCGCCGACGCCUUCUUCUGCCUCUACUGCUCCGUGUCGCGGCGCAGCGCCCCCCCGCGGCCCUGUCGCGACAGCCCCGACAGCGCCGAGCCCCGCGGGGCCCCGCCCGGGCGGCGCCUGAAGCUCGCCGGGUCCUGGCUGGGGGGGGGACACGGGGACACCCCCCGGGGGACCACCCUGGGCCCCCCCCAGCCCCCCGGGACCGGGGGGGGCUUCGGGAGGACCCCGAGGGCCGGCGGGGGGGACGGCGACACGGGGGGGCUGUCCCCGAGGUCACCCCCGGUGGGGACAGCGUGGGGACACCCGCGGCGGGGCUGUCCCCUCGGCCGGGGGCUCUGGGGGUCCGGGGGGGCGGCACGGGGGGGCACAAAGGGCGCCGCUGCCCCGGGGGGCGAUGUCACCGUGUCCCCAAGGCCGGGCGCCGUGUCCCCGCACCCCAGCAGGGUGGGGGUCCCCCACCUGCAGCGACACCAGGGCCACCCCGGUCCGGGCUCUCAGUGUCACCCGAGUGCCACCGCGGGGGCUGGAGGCCAUCGCGGGGGUCCCCCGGGGCUGAAGCUCCCCGGGAGGGUCCCCUGGGCCCUCGCCCCCCGAGGAGCGGCGGAGUCCUUGGAGCUGGAGGAGGUGCUGAGCGAGGAGGAGGAGGAGGGUGACAGUGAGGAUGAUGAGGAGGAGGAGGAGGAAGCCGCCCUCUCACCCCAUCCCUCCUUCAGGAGCCGCAGGAGCUCCCCGUUCCCCCGGCGCUUCGCGGAGGAGCCGCUCCCCCCCUCGGGCACCCCCGGGCCCGCCUGGGUCACCUGAGGCCACCUCAGCAGGACGUGGCACCGCAUCCUGGGGACAUUUUGGACACGCGUGUGGCACCUGUGUGUGCGUGUGUGUGCGUGUGUGUGUGCACGUGUGCGUGUUUGGCACGGAAAAACCUCCGGGCUCGGGGGUUCGCCCCAUUUUUUUGUGUCCCCCCCACGUCCCCCAGCCCCAUGGCUCGGUGGGGACAUGUCCCCAGCUCCCGGAGAAGUGUCCCCAGCCCUUGGGGACGUGUCCCAGCCCUUGGGGACAUGUCCCAGCCCUUGGGGACGUGUCCCCAACCCUUGGGGACGUCACUUGCACUUUGGCCACCUUGGUUACACUAGAGGAGGGCGUGGGGACACAAUAAAGUCCC
Prinia subflava (tawny-flanked prinia) is the source of this 1582-nucleotide messenger RNA. RefSeq names its product thymocyte expressed, positive selection associated 1 (gene TESPA1). NCBI's taxonomy places the organism in Eukaryota, Metazoa, Chordata, Aves, Passeriformes, Cisticolidae. The transcript has 6 exons. The record is from RefSeq and is a predicted model, not a curated record. Gene Ontology annotation, molecular function: signaling receptor binding. Bases 1 to 1224 code for a protein of 407 amino acids.